UGCUUAGUCCAGGUUCCCACUGGGGCAAAGGGCAGUUUCUGAGUCUGGCUGUAAUUGUGCCAGGCAACCGGAACUCGGCUGCCCUUAGUAAAGAUGGCGGUACAAACGGCGUCAUUGCUUGUCAUGCUGUGGCAUCGACGCCCUCGCUCAACAUGGCGGCCUUUUGUGCCCGCCCCCUCGGCUAACGCGGGGGUUUGUGGGUCAGAAUAUUCAGUAGACGAUGGCAGGAGCGAUGGCGGCAGGAAUGGUGGCUUCUCGCAGACUCCGCGACUUGCUGACCCGGCGACUGACAGCCUCCAACCACCCGGGCCUCGGUAUUAGCCUUCGCCUCACUGGCUCCUCUGCACAACAGGAGGCCUCCGGAGUAGCCCACGGUGAAGCCCCAGACCACAGUUAUGAGUCCCUUCGUGUGACAUCUGUACAGAAACAUGUUCUGCAUGUUCAGCUCAAUCGGCCCAACAAGAGGAAUGCCAUGAACAGGGCUUUCUGGAGAGAGAUGGUAGAGUGCUUCAACAAGAUUUCAAGAGACGCUGACUGUCGGGCAGUGGUGAUCUCUGGUGCAGGAAAAAUGUUCACUGCAGAGUCUCACUCUAUCGCCCAGGCUGGAAUACAGUGGCGCGAUCUCGGCUUACUUCAACCUCUGCCGCCCGGGUUCAAGCAGUUCUCCUGCCUCAGCCUCCCGAGUAGCUGGAAUUACAGCUACUUCAGACUUUCCAGUUCCAGGAACUCAUCUGGAGUGUACGUGCAGGUUAAAGAGAUUACCAUGGCAUAGUCCAUGGUGCAGUCAGUCAGCCUAAGAGACCUUAAACAGCGAUCUUGGCUCACUGCAACCUCUGCCUCGUGGAUUCAAGUGAUUCUUCUGCCUCAGCCUCCCAAGUAGCUGGGAUUACAGGUGCCCGGGAGCAUGCCCCACUAAAUUUUCUAUUUUUGGUA
Messenger RNA from Callithrix jacchus (white-tufted-ear marmoset), 933 nucleotides. The record is from RefSeq and is a predicted model, not a curated record. Lineage: Eukaryota; Metazoa; Chordata; Mammalia; Primates; Cebidae.